AUGAGGACACUAAUACUGAUAUACUUCGUGUCGUUGGUUCAGUGCGAGUUCAAAAGUGACGUGAAACAUAUAAGACACGCUCGGACCCUCAUCAGACACGGCAGGUCCAGGGUUCAUCUCACGAGGCUUCACACCAAGGGGAGGGAUUCCCUACCACAGGGUAUCGACGCUGAAAGGAACAGUGAGUUAGAAAGUAUCGAUAAAUCUGGUGAGGAUCCAGUAGUUUCAAUAGUAAACAGACCGUACGGAAACCCAGAUGCAAAUACAGAUAAAGAAACUGAAUCAAUAUUACAAUACCUCGGUAACAUCUCCAAAGACCUCAUCUCAAGGAACGUGACAGAUCCAGAUGACGUCUCAUUAGUAGAUCAUUUCUAUAAUCUGAAGCAAAGUUAUGAGAACGAGACUCAGUUGUCGUUAGAAGAUACAAGUGUGGAAAGUGUUCUCAAGGACAAUAAUAGUAAUGAUUCAAGUUUAAAUUCGAACAACACCGUUUCGAGAACUAACAUCCAGGAAGAUGUUGUUACAAAAUUUCUAAGACUAAUAGAAACUCAACAUUUAUUGGGUGAGAAUUGUACAGCGGGCACUCAUCUGAAUUUAGGUGAAGGGGUCGUCGAUAGAUACGCUCAGGAAAGAUUCAGAAUAGAAGCAGAUGUGGCCGUUAAUAGAGCUAACAUGUUGACAAGGUUGUGGAAAUACAGCGGAAGAGAUGUCAUGCAUCAUGAAUAUCUACUGCACGCUGUAGUAGUUUCGAUGGUCGAGUUUAAUAAAGACAUAUUCGCUGCCGGAAACUGUUACGACCAAAACCAAUAUAAAGAAUACCAAUUGUUCUGUCCAUUCGCCUAUCGAUUACCAGAUGGACCAAUACUGGCAAAAGAUUUGGCCGUCGAAUACAAAUAUUUGAGCAAUACGUCGGAGUGGUUUUACAUCGCUCGAAAGAACGCUGAACGUGUUAUACGAAACAAUAACCAAUUUUUACGAGGUUACAACACAUACACAUACAACGACACAGCCCACACAGAGCGACAACUGGAUGAGAUACUGUCGGUCGUGUACGAAGAUGGGAAGUGGUCCAAGCCGUACUACGACUGUGGUGGCGGUAACAUCUGGAUGCUUACCUACACUGUGCCUUUCUUUGGUUACAACAAUGGAACUUAUUUUUUCAAGGGUACGAGCGGUAUAGACAUUGAUCUCCGGCGGGUCGACAUCGACCAGUGUCCCCUGCAGGCGGGCUCCACUCAACUUAAUAUUUUCGCUGGUACUGACAAAUGUAAGAAGACAACUACAGAGUGUAAACCUGUGCCUGGCCUGGGAUUUCGUCGUGGCUCGUACCGUUGUAUUUGCAAACGCGGUUUCUACUUCCCUAACACCACCUCUGAAAAUCGCUUCUACAACGGCAGUGACAUCGAAGAGGAAUACGAGAAGUAUCUAUCAGAUCAACCAAGUCUGUACUCGUCUGAGCUAGCGUUCGAGUGUCUUCCGUGUGCUGAAGGCUGUGAGUCAUGUGUAGACGAUUCUCCCUGUGUGGCUGCACUCAACUGGGCCAUAAGGACUACUAUCUUAGUACUCGCCUGUCUCGUCCUGUCUUGUCUUCCAUUCAUCGUGUACUUCACUAUCAAAUAUGGACAUGUGAGAGUGGUUCGUGCGGCCAGUCCAGCCUUACUCCGCAUGAUCGUGUUAGGAGCAGCGCUGAUAUACUGUACGACUCUGGUGAUGUACGGACGACCGACCCGAUUCACUUGUACAGCAAGAGUGUGGCUUAGAGAGGUCGGAUUCUGUUUGACAUACGGCGCCUUGAUGCUCAAAACGUGGAGAAUCUCAGUGAUAUUUCAAGUAAGGUCAGCCAGGGCGGUGAAGAUAUCUGACAUGUACUUGCUCCGUCGUAUCGGAGUGAUCGUGGGCGCGGCGUGCGUGUUACUUUCUAUCCGAACAUUAGUAGCGCCUCCUGCCGUCAUCGUUGGACGAACCAAAGAUGAUCUAAAAGCAUAUCUAUGUGACACAGACUGGUGGGACCACUCGUUUACUACAUUGGAGGUGAUCUUUCUGAUGUGGGGUAUUCGACUAUGUAUCAUGGUGCGGAAAGCGCCAUCAGAAUUCAAUGAGAGUCGCUUCAUAUCCAUGGCCAUCUACAAUGAAUUUCUUCUCUCACUUUUCCUUAAUAUUUCAAUGUUGUUCCUCAAAUCGCCGGCUAAUCCUGAUCUUUUGUACAUAAUAUUCUUCUGUCACACGCAGUUAACUGUAACUCUGCUUCUGUGUUUUAUUUUUGGGAGUAAGGCCUAUAUGGUGUUCCGCGGCCACGGUAAAGACGAUCGAGAGAAGACUGGCAAGUUCAGAUCAAGACCAGCAGAGUCCACUUACAUCAUGACAACUAACAGAACAACCCGCUUCUGUGAUAACAUGACAGAAAAUGAUGUUGAGGAGGAGUUCAAAAAGGUAUGUAGCCAACUUGAAAAACUUAGAGAAAGGUGUGACACACAUAACCACAUCAGAAACAUUAUUACUGACAUGCUAGAAACAGCGAGUAAAUAUGAACGUAAGCCGAUACCUACGGAGCCAGCUCCUCUCAAACUUAAUACAGUAUUUAGUGCUGUAGCUGGGAGACUCAUGUGUGCAGUCACACCUGGGGAAGAAUCCAGUAGUAGUGGAAGAGAUUUGCCAUUUGAGGCACCACCAAUUUUCAGGCAGAAAAAUUUCACACCCCCAAAAAGCACCGAUAACAGCAACGCAGAACAGAGUCAUACGGACGUAACAACAGAUUCUCCGAAGAAAAGAUUGGAUACAGGUGAGGAGACUAGUGAAGAGAAACCUAACGGUGUCUUCAAAAUUUCUGGUGAGGCAGCAUGUAGUGAUAUUCGUCCGCCCGACGUAGCUAGUAGAAAUGGUAUUGAGAGGAGUGAAAAAAGUGAGCUUAAAUCUAGUCCAAGUAGUACGGAGACUAUCCGCGGUGUAAAGUCAGGUCACACGAGGACUCACGCUAUAAUAAUUAAUUUAGACGAUAAGAGUCGUUUUACCGAAGAAGUGACAGUUUAA
Danaus chrysippus (African queen) is the source of this 3027-nucleotide messenger RNA. The record is from the annotation of a GenBank genome assembly. Lineage: Eukaryota; Metazoa; Arthropoda; Insecta; Lepidoptera; Nymphalidae.